CUCCAGGGACUUAGAACAAACUCUGGUAGUGGAAAUUUCAUCACCCUCAUUUUUAGCUCCUUUCUGAAGUCUGAACCCCUUCUGACCCUGUCACACCAUGAUCCUUGGGGUCGAGAAGAAAUGCGAGGGCGAGAAAGCUGAUUGCACGAGGAGCUGACGUGGACGGGGACCAACUCCACCGGUGCCGAUGGUUGGCUUUUUGGGCCUUUCUUCCCUUCUUUUUCCCGUCGAUUAAAAAUAGGCCUGGCCCGGCGUCUACGCAGCUUGAUUUGAAGCAAACCCCCAUCCACCUCUCUUGGUUUCUGCUGCAAUGCCAUCAUCUCAUUCUUGACUUGACUGCCACUGUCUCCAUCCGUAUUCCCCCCUUCACUCUCGUUUACUCUCCGUUCCUGCUGGUCAGUCUCUUCCUUGACCGUGUCCCUCGCUUCCAACACUCGUUUCCUUCAAUUUCCUCCCCCCUUUUCUCUCGUUGCCCCCCUCCUCCCGCUCCCUCCCGCCAUGCGUCUCGUUCGAGAUUGCCUGUAUGGGGGGUUAUUCCUUAACACGGCGCUCUUCUCCCAGCUCUCCCACGCCAUCGAUAUCGAUAUCAGCAGUACCAGUUCAAUUAAAGAUGCCGCCAGUAAGACGGCCUACGGGUCCAUGACCUGGUAUCAUGGAAACGAAACCGGUCAGAUUCCCGGUGCUUUCCCUAGCAAGUGGUGGGAGGGUAGCGCGCUUUUCACAAGUUUGCUCCUCUACUGGUAUUACACUGGAGACAGUACCUACAACGACGAGGUCCGUCAGGGUAUGCAAUGGCAGGCGGGUGACUGCGAUUACAUGCCCGCCAAUUACAGUAGUUACCUGGGUAACGACGAUCAAAUGUUCUGGGGUCUUGCCGCCAUCACCGCUGCCGAGAUCGAAUUCGCCGACAGCUCCUCCGGAUAUUCCUGGCUCGCUUUGGCCCAGGGUGUUUACAACACUCAGAUCGACCGAUGGGAUGAUUCGACAUGUGGCGGCGGUUUGCGCUGGCAGAUCUACCCUUACGAGGCCGGUUACGCCAUGAAGAACUCCAUCUCGAACGGAGGUUUGUUCCAACUCGCCGCCCGCCUGGCCCGCUACACCUCAAACGACACAUACGCCGACUGGGCAGAGAAGAUCUUCGAUUGGUGUGCCUCGACUCCGUUGCUAAACAACGAGACUUGGAACGUGGCCGACUCCACCGAUGUCGAUAACAGCUGCUCCACCCAAGGCAACAACCAGUGGUCUUACAACUACGGCGUGUUCUUGACGGGAGCCGCGUACAUGUACAACUAUACCGGCAAGGCCAAGUGGAAGACUGCGGCGGAGGGCCUCUUGAACGUCACGCUCGACACCUUUUUCCCGGCGAAGUAUGGUGGAAACAUCAUGUCCGAAAUUCUCUGUGAGCCGACCGAAGUGUGCAAUGACAACGAAAUUCUGUUCAAGGGUCUCGUCACCGGAUGGCUUGGACUUGUGGCCCUAGUGAUGCCGUCGACGUAUGAUAGCAUUUUGCCAAAGCUGCAGGGGUCUGCCGAAGCUGCCGCAGCCUCCUGCAGCGGAAUGAGCAACAACACUUGUGGUGUGCGCUGGUGGCCCAAGAAGUGGGAUGGAUGGAACGGAAUGGAGGAGGAAAUCGCCGUCACCAACGUUCUAUCCUCCGCGUUGGUCAACACGAAGAAAACCGCCCCUGUGACCUCCAGCACCGGAGGCAAUAGUAGUAGUGAUCCGAACGCAGGUACGGGCGACAACACCGGGAGCAGCGGCAGUACCGAAUCGAAGAUCACCACGGGCGACAAGGCGGGUGCCUCCAUCCUGACCAUUGCCUUUGUGGGCAUGUGGGGAGGUAUGAUCGCUUGGAUGGUCAUUGGCGGUUGAAAUAUACCACCAACCUACAAAGUCUUGUGAUUUGUCUGUCUAUAGUGAUUCGGUUCAUAUGGCUGGGCGAUUCCCCCUUUGUCCUUGCUAUGUUUUUUGAUUUGGGCGAUUUCGGAAAGGCGCAAUGUGUCUAUAGGUCUACUACAUUUUGUGAAUGCCUUCUCUCAUGCAUGUAUAUAAUCUAGAUAAGUUGGUUUGGACUGGACUGGUUGGCCUGGGUACGUGUCAGGUUCCCUGUACUUGAUAUUCUUCGUUCAUGUGACUUAUUCUCCGAAAACAUACACAUUGAUUAUUGUUGAAACAAGCAUGUCCUGUGAAUUAUCCAAAGACAUCUUUCUGAGAAGGAAGCACCUGUUCACUAGUUUUACUGAUACUGAGUGACAGACCCAUGUAGGAUGUCACUAUGCUUCUCGUACUAUAUCUAUUUAUACAUUAACCUCUACAAUCAUAGUAGCAGCUACUCCUUACCAACUAUAACCAGAAUAGCAGACAUAACAACCCAGAUAUAGUUACUAACUAGUUAAUAAGCCAGAACCCGAAACACCGAGUGCUUGACGGCAUGUGGUUCAUAUCUGAGUUCGGUGCUAUUUAUAUACCAACUAUCGUCUCGAUAUAGAGUUAGUGAUACUGCUAUUUCUCAUUUGGC
This is a messenger RNA of Aspergillus welwitschiae, 2518 nucleotides long. RefSeq names its product glycoside hydrolase family 76 protein. Lineage: Eukaryota; Fungi; Ascomycota; Eurotiomycetes; Eurotiales; Aspergillaceae. The coding region runs from base 499 to 1872 and encodes 457 amino acids. The record is from RefSeq and is a predicted model, not a curated record. The transcript is spliced from 4 exons. Gene Ontology annotation, biological process: fungal-type cell wall biogenesis; carbohydrate catabolic process. Gene Ontology annotation, molecular function: mannan endo-1,6-alpha-mannosidase activity.